GCCUCCGCUUCCGGCUCGAGUCGCUCUCCCCGCGCCCGCCUUCGACAUGUCCGAGACCGCGCCCGCCGCGCCCGCCGCUCCGGCCCCCGCCGAGAAGACGCCCGUGAAGAAGAAGGCCCGCAAGUCCGCAGGCGCCGCCAAGCGCAAGGCGUCCGGGCCGCCGGUGUCCGAGCUCAUCACCAAGGCCGUAGCCGCCUCCAAAGAGCGCAGCGGCGUGUCCCUGGCCGCGCUCAAGAAGGCGCUGGCGGCCGCCGGCUACGACGUGGAGAAGAACAACAGCCGCAUCAAACUGGGCCUCAAGAGCCUGGUGAGCAAGGGCACUCUGGUGCAGACCAAGGGCACCGGCGCCUCGGGCUCGUUCAAGCUCAACAAGAAGGCGGCGUCCGGGGAGGCCAAGCCCAAAGCCAAGAAGGCGGGCGCGGCCAAGCCCAAGAAGGCUGCCGGGGCGGCCAAGAAACCCAAGAAGGCGACGGGGGCCAGCACCCCGAAGAAGAGCGCCAAGAAGACCCCAAAGAAGGCGAAGAAGCCCGCGGCGGCUGCAGGAGCCAAAAAGGCAAAGAGCCCGAAAAAAGCGAAAGCAGCCAAGGCCAAGAAGGCGCCUAAGAGCCCAGCGAAGGCCAAAGCCGUGAAACCCAAGGCGGCCAAGCCAAAGACCGCCAAGCCCAAGGCAGCCAAGCCAAAGAAGGCAGCUAAGAAGAAAUAAGUUUCUUUGGCCUACUGCUUAGAAGCUCAACACAACCCAAAGGCUCUUUUCAGAGCCACCCACAGACCUCAAGGAAAGAGCUGUUGCACUGUGUUCCUUUGGGGGCGUGGCCGGAGGGAGGACACCUCCUCGGUAGGGCGGUCCCUCGAGCACGGAGCGGCGUCUCUUGGCAAGGCUUAGUUGCGUGCACCCCCUAAAAACUUGUACGUGCGGGGGUGUCAGUAAAGGCCCCGGAAGCCUACCCACGACGCAAACUCGAGCUUAUUUCUCGAGUAGGCUGGUCAGUUGUAGAUUUCCCCCACACUGACGGCCAGGGUGAGAGUGAGAACAGAAGUCUGGGAAGCGUUAUUUCCCAGGCAUUUGCUAGUACAGGUACGUACGGUGUUUCACCUACUGACCGGCCCGGCGCAAUAGAGCAGGUUGCUAAUCAAUGAGGCGAGCUGGGAAGGACUAUGGGCUUCGGUCCAACGGCCACUUACUACCCCGCCUAAAGCCUGACGCAUCCUAACCGCCAGAUACCGACUGGUGCAGGCCCCAGAUUCCAAGCACGAAGCCAUACUAGCCAGCAGGGAGUGGUCUACACCUAUAAACCGAAAGCGAGGAUGUCCUCCGUAAAAGUUUCAGUGACUGAAAUCUACGGCGCAAGUUCUUUAACAGGCUUAUUUAUAGUAGCUUUAGGCAGCCUACUCUAAGCCUUCUGAUUGGCUCGAAGCUAAGUAAGGAAGCAGCCAAUGAAAAGCUAGACCUGCAAGUAUCUUUUACAUCCGCAUUUGUGACGACACACUAAAAUUAAUCCAAUCGCGGACGAAAUCUUACUAACCUCAUUUGAAUACCGCAUCUAUAAAUAAACGUGGCUUUGGUGCCGCGAGUUAUUUUCCCA
Molecule: messenger RNA, 1583 nt
Organism: Lynx canadensis (Canada lynx)
Lineage: Eukaryota; Metazoa; Chordata; Mammalia; Carnivora; Felidae
Gene: H1-4
Product: H1.4 linker histone, cluster member
Exons: 1
Coding region: 47-703 (218 amino acids)
Biological process (GO): nucleosome assembly
Cellular component (GO): nucleosome
Molecular function (GO): structural constituent of chromatin; DNA binding
Source: RefSeq, a predicted model, not a curated record